AUAGCUAAAAGGCUAAACCCAUCAUUGUAGCAAGCAAAUAUUAGCUACACUACAUACACAUCCCCAACACCAUGGCUGUCUCCAACUCAAACCUUGCCAUCAUAACCAUAACCAUCCUCCUCAUGCUUCUAAACAGGGCAUGCUCAUUAAAUUCCCUUGGUUUCAGCUUCGAUAACUACUUCCAUCAAGAAGAAAGAAACCUAAUCUUGCAAGGUGAUGCAAAGAUUUCACAAACCAACACACUCCAACUCACCAGCACCCCCAACAAAGUUGUUGGACGAGUCUUGCACUCGUUUCAAUUACAGCUAUGGGAUAAAAGCACAAACAAACUCGCAAGCUUUGACUCACAAUUCAGCUUUGUGCUCACAUCCCCGGUCCGCGGUCCGGCCGAUGGGAUCGCCUUCUUCAUCACAUCGCCGAACUCUACCAUACCACAGAAUUCCGGCGGAGGUUACUUAGGGCUUUUUAAUUCUAAGACUGCCCUAAGUAACACUUCGUCGAACCAAGUGGUGGCAGUUGAGUUUGACACGUACAUUAAUCCUACUUAUGAUCCAAAUUACAAUCACAUUGGAAUUGAUAUUAACUCCAUUAAGUCCUCAAAGCUUGUUAGAUGGGACAGGAGGGAAAAUGAAACCCUUGAUGUAUUAGUAUCAUACCAUGCUGAGACACAAACCCUAGAAGUCAAAGCUAAUUACCCGGAUGGUCAAAGUUAUGAGGUGUCUCAUGAGAUUGACUUGAGGACUGUGCUUCCAGAAUGGGUUAGGGUUGGGUUCUCUGCUUCCUCUGGAAACCAAUAUCAAUCGCAUAGCGUUCUAUCAUGGUCUUUCUAUUCUGGUUUGUAUUACAUUGGUCACAAGAAUGAGUAUCUUGCAAGUGAUAUAUGAUGAUCUGAACGAAUUAAUUUCUAUGUUAUUAUAUGAUGUAUAUGAUCAUCAUAUAUAUGUAUGUGUUAUGAUAUGUACUUUAUAUUAUGGUGCUAAUAAAGGACAAGUUUUGUCCAUGAUCUAAUAGUAAUAAUUAAUAAUGAAUGGUGAAAA
This is a messenger RNA of Arachis ipaensis, 1037 nucleotides long. Its product is annotated as mannose/glucose-specific lectin. Gene Ontology annotation, molecular function: carbohydrate binding. The record is from RefSeq and is a predicted model, not a curated record. NCBI's taxonomy places the organism in Eukaryota, Viridiplantae, Streptophyta, Magnoliopsida, Fabales, Fabaceae.